This is a messenger RNA of Dermacentor albipictus, 1088 nucleotides long. Lineage: Eukaryota; Metazoa; Arthropoda; Arachnida; Ixodida; Ixodidae. The record is from RefSeq and is a predicted model, not a curated record.
AUGGCUGCAGGCACUCGCUCUUCAGUCCGGUUUUGGAGUGAAUUUGAUCUACCACGUUUAAAGAAGGAACUGGACGUGACGGCCACCGAACUGGUGGACAGACAAGACGCGAGCGAUGCAGCCAGGUCCCGGCUCGUGCAACUCUGCCGGGAAUUCAAGAAGACGGCGCCCCACGACGUCCGGUGCCUGGUGUCUCCGCUGCUGAGGCACUUCCAGGCCGAAGUGGAUCGCCUGGGAGAGCGAAGCCUGGCUGCCGAGGCCGCCUUCCUGGCUCUCUACAAGAGGCUGCUGCGCGCCGUCUCCGCCGCCCACUCAGUUCCAACUCCGUGAUCGGCGCAUGUGCCGACGCCGUUGACGCAACCGACGCGCUCGUCUCGGAGGCCCGGGUCACUGCGUGCCGUCGGCCGCGCGGAUGUUCCGCGUGUGUGUUGGUGCCGGACUCACCUUUAAUACGGAGGCUGCAAAUCUCGUUUCGUUGGGCGAAGACGAGGCGCGGUCGGACGCUGCGGUUCCGGGCGGCGCUGCCGGUAAUUGGCGCGGCGGCGGCGGCGCCCACCUGCGAUUCAAUGACCGCCGGCGCCCUUGAACGCCCGCGCUAAUCGGGGCGGUGGACUCGACCAGCCGCGCACUCACCCCUGAUGUACGCCGCGAUCGGUGCAUCAUGCACUCACGGCUCGGAAGCGGUGCGCCCUCAGUGUGCGAAUGCUCUCGUCACGACUUAUAACCAUUGUCACUUCGACGUCGUGGCAUGCACGCGCCAAGUUGCCCUCGUCUCUAUUGAUUGCGUACUCUAUAGUGUCUAAAGAGAUUAUACAGAGAAAAGUAAGAUUGGCCGUAUUAGUAGCUUAGCCCCUCGCGCGAUACCGAGAAAGCCACUCUGACCGAAAGAGGAGGCUUGUCAUAAGAAAAAAGACGCAAUAACGGAAGAUGGUUGGAGAUGCCGCCUUGAAGUCCAGCUCGCCGUGACGGUCGUGGAUUUUGACCGCAUGCCGCCCGCUCCUGGUUAAUUUUCUCUAUCGUUUAAAAAUGGACAACUUGGAAUUCUAAAGGGGCAAGUGACUGGAAUCGGCAAGUUCUGACAAUAUUCA